Aureobasidium melanogenum CBS 110374 is the source of this 1212-nucleotide messenger RNA. RefSeq names its product Queuine tRNA-ribosyltransferase. Gene Ontology annotation, molecular function: tRNA-guanosine(34) queuine transglycosylase activity. Gene Ontology annotation, cellular component: cytosol. The coding region runs from base 1 to 1212 and encodes 403 amino acids. Lineage: Eukaryota; Fungi; Ascomycota; Dothideomycetes; Dothideales; Saccotheciaceae. The transcript has 5 exons. The record is from RefSeq and is a predicted model, not a curated record.
AUGCACUCGGCCUUGACGUACCAGCCAGUCGCCCGGUGCUCGGUCACCAAGGCACGUGCUGCUACUCUCCAAUUGCCUCAUGGUCCUGUGCCUUUGCCCAUUUUCAUGCCUGUUGCAACGCAGGCUUCUCUCAAGGGCUUGACUCCUCAUCAACUAGAAGAGACUAGCUGUCGUUUGUGUCUGAACAACACUUAUCAUCUUGGCCUCAAACCUGGUCAAGCCACCCUAGAUGCUGUCGGUGGUGCUCACAAGCUGCAAUCAUGGCCACACAACAUCUUGACAGAUAGCGGAGGCUUCCAAAUGGUCUCGCUACUCGAACUCGCCACGGUCACCGAAGAGGGCGUCCGCUUCCUCAGCCCUCACGACCGCUCUCCCAUGCUCUUAACCCCCGAACACUCCAUCUCGCUCCAGAACAGCAUAGGCUCAGACAUCAUGAUGCAACUCGACGAUGUCAUAGCCACCACCUCACCUGACCACGCCCGCAUCAAAGAAGCCAUGUAUCGCAGUAUCCGAUGGCUCGACCGCUGCAUCGCCGCCCACAAAAAGCCGGAAUCUCAGAACUUGUUCUGUAUUAUCCAAGGAGGGUUGGAUUUGGAAUUGAGAAAGGAAUGCUGUAAAGAGAUGGUUGCUAGAGAUACUCCUGGUAUUGCUAUUGGAGGCCUUUCUGGUGGUGAGGCUAAAGAGGAGUAUUGUAAGGUUGUCAGUACGUGUACGGAUAUGCUGCCACCCAACAAGCCACGCUAUGUCAUGGGUGUUGGAUACCCUGAAGAUCUGGUUGUUUCUGUUGCUUUGGGAGCAGACAUGUUUGACUGUGUUUGGCCAACUAGAACAGCACGCUUCGGCAAUGCCAUCACCUCCACCGGCGUCCUAAACCUCCGCCACGCCUCCUACGCCGACGACUUCUCCGCCGUAGACCCAGAUUGCAAAUGCACAAUCUGCCGUCCCACCUCUGCAGGAGGUCUAGGUCUCACACGCGCCUACAUCCACCACGUUGCCGCCAAAGAAACUGCUGGCGCACAUUUGCUCAGCAUACACAAUGUGCACUAUCUCCUCGACCUUAUGCGUCGUAUCCGAGAAGCCAUUAUUGCGGAUCAAUAUCCUGCGUUCCUACGCAAUUACUUUGCGACUUUGUACAAGGGAGACAAGACGAAAUAUCCAGCGUGGGUUGUUGAGGCGCUGAGAGGUGUUAAUGUGGAUUUGUUACAAGAUUAA